Molecule: messenger RNA, 8193 nt
Organism: Dreissena polymorpha
Lineage: Eukaryota; Metazoa; Mollusca; Bivalvia; Myida; Dreissenidae
Product: prestin-like
Exons: 17
Coding region: 1256-3223 (655 amino acids)
Biological process (GO): transmembrane transport
Cellular component (GO): membrane
Molecular function (GO): bicarbonate transmembrane transporter activity; oxalate transmembrane transporter activity; chloride transmembrane transporter activity
Source: RefSeq, a predicted model, not a curated record
AAGAGUUUAACUAAAGAAUUUCGUUGGGAACAUGACGUCAUUUCGUCAAAAAAAUGACGUCAUUUAACAUAAACAGUGAAAAUUAUCGAUAAUUUUCACUGAUAAUUUUCAUUGUUUGAAACAGUGAAAUUAUCAGUUUUAAUUCACUGAUAUUUCUCUAUAAACCACCGGAAAGCAUAAAAUAAAUAGGACUGCUAGUUUUUAUAUGGUUACAACUACAGAAGCAUCUCUGGAAACACUUAAUAAUAUAUGUAAUCCAAUGAUGCACUGGUGGGGGUAUUUGGUUACUUUUAAAUAGACAAUUCUAACAUCAAAUAUUAUAAUCAAAAAUACUAUAUGAUCAGGGUGACCACACAUUCUGGAAAACAUGGGAAAUUAUCAGUUAAAAAAUCCUUCCAGAGAAAAAUCGGGGACUUUAUAAAAAAUCCCCCAAAAAAACUAGUUAUCAGGGAAUUUUACAAAAAUUUGACUACUGGUAUUUUCUCUUCCUGAUAUUCAACAGAUGUUAUCUUAAAACAUCUCAUUUAUUGGUCCAAGCUUGAAUAUAUUUGCCUUUAAACUGUUUUGGCUUAUCUGUAAAUGUAACAAGCAACAAUAAAAAAAAAAGUGUGGCCACUAUAAAGGUGCUGUCCAUUUAAGUUUUAACUGAUAUUAUUAUAACUUAUUAUGUGUUUGUGUGUUUAACAUUUGAAAGUAACCAAUAUCUUAAAGCUUUGAUCAGCACAUGAUGUUUAAACAAAUCAUGCCAUUUGCUGCAGCUUUAUCUGUUUUUCUGCCACUUUCUUGUAACAUUGUCCUGGUUUAAGGUGAUGCAAAUACUGCAUGCUAUGAAUGUUUUCUACCAAUAAUUUUGUCCUAAGAUUAUAUUUUAAGGAAUGCAAAAUAUAAUUUUGGACUUAGUUAUAGUUUAGAUAAGGUUUAAAUGUACGUUAUAUGGCAGUAUGGAUAUAACAUGCUCUGAAUAUGCUUUUGGAGUUGACCCAACUGUUUGUAGAAUAUUGUUAUUUUGAUAAUGUGAACCUAAAUGCUUGAGUACAGACUAUUGUACUGCAUAUGUUAUAAUUGUGUUAGCUGUGUGCUGUGAGAUGAUCUCAAUAAUGCUAACAACAUUAUAAAAACAUGAUUCUGAAAUUAUGUAACUAAUAAAAUAGCAAACAUUUUAUGCUGUGAGCAUCCGAUGGCUGCAGGUUUCAACUACAGAAGCUUGGCAUGUAUCAGCAACUAAGAUAUCUGCAACACAUUAGUAGCUUUCUGAAUGGUGAGAAUAAUCAUUUGUAAAGGUACGUUUGCUGUUGCCACCCUGAUGAUUGGGUCUACGGUUAGCAAGGGUUUCAGCCUUGUGUCCCAGGACAGUAGCAUCCCUAUCCUGACCCCGAAUGACACACACACAAACACCACCAAUCCUCUGGCCAACACGGAGGAAAUGAGUGCAGAGGAGCUUGAUAUUCGAUUGCAGUUUGCGAUGUCUGUCUCUCUUGUUGCUGGUGUUAUUCAGCUGCUGAUGGGCAUAUUUCGGCUGGGCUUUGUGACCGUAUACCUGUCGGACUCGCUCAUAGCGGGAUUCACCACGGGGGCGGCAUGUCAUGUGUUCACCAGCCAGAUCAAGCACAUCUUCGCCAUCAAGACUGAGCGAUACAACGGUGCUCUGAAAUUGGUUUAUACCUAUAUAGAUUUCUUCUCGAAGAUUGCUCAAACGAACUAUGUGACAGUACUCAUGUCGCUGGUGUGUAUAGCGAUCCUAUACAGCGUGUCUACCUACAUCAACCAGAAUCCAAAGCUGAAGGCGAAAAUGUUCAUGCCUGUUCCCAUUGAACUCAUCGUGGUCGUAUUAGCAACGGUGAUCUCAUAUUUUAUAAAGCUGGAAACCAAAUACAGUGUGCCCGUGGUCUCUGACAUUCCAACAGGGUUACCUAUGCCAAACCUGAAGAAUUUCUCUCAAAUUCCCGAAGUAAUCUCAGAUGCCAUAGCACUCGCGAUCGUCAUCUUUGCAAUCUCAAUCUCCAUGGGAAAACUUCUGGCACAGAAGCAUGACUAUGAAGUCAAUGCUGAUCAGGAACUGGUGGCCUACGGUAUUUCAACGAUAAUCUCGUCAUUUCUCUCGUCUGCUGCCCCGUGUGCAUCGCUGUCCAGAAGUCUUGUCCAGGAACGAGUCGGCGGUAAAACACAGGUUGCUGGCCUGAUUUCUUGUGCUCUACUGCUGGUCGUCAUCCUGGCUAUCGGACCCUACUUCAGAACAUUGCCAAAUUGCGUGCUGGCAUCCGUCAUUAUAGUCGCCCUACGUGGAAUGUUUUUGCAAGCACUUGAACUGCCAAAACUCUGGAAAGUCUCUAUCAUUGACUUCGCUGUGUGGAUUGUUGCCUUCCUGACUACAGUUUUACUGGAUGUUGACCUAGGAUUGGGCUGCGCAGUCAUUUUCAACCUUAGCACCAUCUUGUUUCGAAGCCAAAGAUCUUAUGCAACUCUUUUGGGACAGAUACCUGGCACAGAUAUUUACAGAGACAUCCAUGUCUAUGAGAAGGCCAAGGAGGUGCCAGGGAUAAAGAUCUUCAGGUUUGAACAUUCCCUAUUCUUUGUCAACAUAGAGCACUUCCGUUCACUGCUGUACAAGAAAAUUGUGAAUCCACGAACACUUAAAAUCACCCAGAAGAAACAGGCCAGCAAGUUUGCAAAGGCCAACAAAGAAGCAGAGCUAAGUAAACCACAAACCCAGAUUGUCCAGUCGGAGAAUCUACCAGAUAUGCCAGUCCCGAUGGACUCGCUUGACAUGGAAUUGCAGACAUCUAGUAACCAGAUCAGUGUCAACAUGGUCAGCAAGUCCGUACGCGAGUGUCCACCAGACCUUGACUUUCAUACCAUCAUCUUCGAUGCAUCCCCAUGGAACUUUAUUGACGUUAUGGGUGUGAAAGCUCUCAUUGCAGUAAUCGGUGAGUUUAAAGCCGUGGGUGUGAAAGUCAUGUUGGCCAGCUGUAGAGCUGGAAUUAGGAAGAUGUUUAAGAAAACCGACUUCUUCAAAACCCUUGACAACACCAAUAUCUUUGUGUCUGUUCAUGAUGCUGUUCUUAGAGCACAGUUCGGUGAUGAGCCCCCACCCAUACAGAAUGGCUUGACGAUAGAACACGAAGAUGCCAAUGAUGAGGACAAUGACACUGACAGCCAGAUUGAAGUCCAUUAUGCAGACGAUGAUGUGGGAAGCAGGAAAUUAGUUGUCAUUUCACAUCUUUGAUGACUGGCCAGUUUAUUGAGUAAAUUAACGGACAGAGGCCAGUAAAAUGGACUGCUAGAUAUGUGUAGUAACGCACAUAAAAAUGGGAUAUAUUUCAUUACCGUUAUUAUCGCUGGUAGUCAGCAGAGAACAGAAUAAUGAACCAAUGUUUGUAUUGGUAAAAAAAGCUAGACUGUGUGAAAAUUAAAAGCGCUGAAGAUGAUGAAGAAGAGAAAACCUGAUUGGGAACAUUCAAGAGAUUAUAUCCCACCAACGUAGUAAUCUUUGAAUGAAAUGCACACUAUUGAAAAUUGGGGUGCGUCACAUGCAUACAUAUACAUGUAAAUGAGAUUAUGUGUGUUAAACAUGAUUAAAAUCAUGCGGAUAUUAGUAACAGUAACAGAUCAAUGGUCUUUGGUAUGAAAGUGCUCAACUUGCUGUUGUCCUGGUUUAAUUAAGUUUUUAUGUUGAUCUGGUUUUCAUAGCACUGUUUGUUCAGAAAUGCCAAUAUCAUUCAAAUGGUUACGCUUUCAAACAAAUAAACAGACACAAGGUUUACUCUAUAUGUGUCAUGCUUUACUGUUGAAAUGUUUAAGUUUUAGUCAUAUAAAGAGUGAAAGCUUGAUGAAGUGAAGCAAAUGAACAAUACACUUACAUCUUGUUGAUGUCAUUAUUAAACAUAUUUUUCAGGUUUUGGAAUGUGCGUGUUUAUUUUUUUAUUGAGAAUCACCAUUAAACCAUAGUCCUUAGUAAUUAUUAUGAUCAUUUUUGUAUGUAACAUUCAUAUAGAGAAAUGCUUUUGUUAUAAUUAGAAAACAACUGGUACUUAAUGUUUUCGUAAUGCCAAACACUCAUUUUGUUUUGAAACUGCAUUCUCUGUUUGAAAGUGGGUUUCUUAAUAUAAUUGUGAAAAGUAUAGAUAUUUGUCAUACAUGCAAAAAUCCAUUUCUGACUUAAAAUGAAGCAUUCUUUCUUAUCGAUUUCUUCAUGCAAUAUAUAUUUUGUGUUAAGUUUCUUAUUUACAUCAAACUGUUAUUUAAAAUCACUGUUGCUGCAUGCUUGUUGAUAUCUGCUUACAAUGUGCUGUUGGUUAUUUUGUGUUAAUCCCCAACCACGAAGCCAAAGGGGGGGAUUACUGGAAUUAUCUUUGUUAAUCUAUUAUAUGUUCCUGAAGUCUUAAUGCAUCCGAUACCUUUUGACGGAUUUUCAUGAAUUUUUCUAUAUAUGUUUAAGACAGUUACAAAAUUUGCAAGGUUGCACUGCGAGGUUGAACUUUUUAGCUUCCAUUUGCUUGUCAGCUCCAUAUCUUCUAUGCACAUUAAUUGUUUUUAUAUUGACUUUAAUGUGAAGGUCAUUGAGACAAUAUGCAAAAGACAUGAGUCAGGCAGGCCAGCUUAAGGUCAAGGUUAAACUUCAAGGUCAAAAGAAUGAGCCUCUUUUUUUUCGCACUUUAUCUUCUAUAAACAUUGAAGAAUUUUGAAGAAUUCAAAAUCUUUUGUGUCAUUGGCCGUCUGUGCAAAAGGUAUUGGUACCAUCUUGCUGGCUUAAGAUCAAGGUCACCGUUUAUGAAAGGAUAAGACAGAUUUUAAAAAUCUUCUUAGGGGACAUAGCUGUCCCUUGACUUCCUUAAUAUCUUCUCUACAAAUAGAACAUUCUUUAUAACUGUGAGAACACAGUUUCUUGUGGUUAUUAACAUUAGAUGUUAAUCAUAGAUUUCCACUCAGAAAUUAUAAUAAUUAUGACUGUAUAGUCAUACAAAUAGUCCCUUAUUAAAUGUGAUGAUUCCAGAUCAAAUAUUUUAAUGAAAUAUUCUUGGUUUGGCUCUGUAUUGCAUUGCUUCUCGAAGAAGAAUCAUAGGUAUAGGGAUUGCUUUAUUUAUUAAAUUGUAAAAUGAAGUCAAGGUCAGGUGACAUCCGUAUUGGUGGGCACACAUACAAACCUUAACUAAUGUGCAGUUAUGUACUUAUGUUAGGUUGCAGAUCAAAUUCUGUUGGUGAAAUCCAUUGUUUCCUGUGUAUGACACGGUAAAAAGCAAUUGUGUAUGUUUGAACCAUUGAGACAUAAUUAUAAUGAAUUGAAGAAAUUAUUUAAGAUAAGAGCAAUAUAAGAUAUUUGACAUGUUCAGGAUUUAAUUUGUGGGAGUCCAGAUCACAUGCUGUAAAUUAUUUUAUCAAUACAAUCAAGAGCUGUACUCAUAGAGUCACUUCAUUAUGAAAUUGUUUAUUUGCUGAUUAAAUAAAUAUUGAGUCACACUCUGUGAAAAUGGGGUUUAAUGCAAGAGCAUAAGUGUUGUCCCAGAUUAGCCUGUGCAAUAUGCAGAGGCUAAUCGGGGACGACACUUUACCCCUCCACUUGAUUUUUGCUAAGAAGAGUCUUUCUUGAAAUAAGGAAAAUAUAAAAGCGAAAAAGUGUCGUCCUAGAUUAGCCUGUGAAGACUGCACAGGCUAAUCUGGGACAACACUUUACUCACAUGCAUUAGACUCCCUUUUCACAGAGCACGGCCCAUAUCAUUUAAAUUAUCUUGAAUUAUUUAUCAGUUAUUGUACAUUUGUAAACAAUAUUUGAAAGGCUCAUUCCCUUGUUAUCCCUGUUCCUGAAAUAUGGCUCAUCUGUUGAAGAGAUUGAGUUUGUUUGACAAGAUAUUUUGUGUUUGUUGUUGAGUAUUUAUGUUUUGUGUUAUUAGUGUUUUUAUCUCAACUAUUCAUCAAAUAGUCAGAGCUUUUCUACUCACCCAAUUGUUGGCCUCAGUGGAACAUGCUCUAGGUAUUCAAUGGAAACUUUAAAAAUGUUUUAAGAGUCAUUGUUGGACUUUCCUGACCAAGUUUCGUGACUCUGAAUCUGCAAUUUAGCAGAAUAAAGCCCUUUUUGUACUUAGAAAAUUCUGCUUAAUGUUCACGUGCAACUACUUAAUAUCCAUGGAUCUACUACAAAUUUUGAAACAAAACUUCACUUACAUGUUAAGGGUCUUCAUUAAUAUUAUAUGACACACUGACCUGCUUUUUAUGAUUCUGCUCCAUUUUGUCCUAAGUUUGGUUAAACUGUUAAUCUAAUCCAGAUAUUCAUUUGAAACUUUACACAUGUUUUGGCGAUCAAAAAUCUCACAGCCCAACCCCCACAAUUCUGACUGGAAUUAAGCAGACUAAUGCCACUUUUUGUAUUUAAACAGUUCUGGUUAACUUUUGCUUGCAACAAUUUCUAGAUAACAUUAGACCUUGCAUGGGUUGCUUUCGGGGCUAGAUGGAUCAAGGUCAAGGCCAUCGGUGCUAAAAACAACAAAAAGUGUGCAGUAAGUAACUUCGCCAAGGAUGCGGAUAUUUUGCAGAAAGUGUGUAGGUACGAUAUAAGCUGAUUUUAUGAGAAAUUGCAUUUGGAAAAGUGUGGUCAAGGUCAAUAUUACUAUUUACCGAAUAAAUUCCCGCUCAAAAAAUUGAAUUUGUAUGAUUUUUCUCUACAAUUUUGUGUGUAGGUAUGGUCCAUGCAGAGCUAUGUUGGGAUUGCAUGUGGGGGUCAGUGAAAUCAAGGUCAAUGUUAUUCAGACAGUUUCCGCUCAAUAACUUUAUUUUUGAUGUAAUAAUUUUGCUAUAAUUUUGUUUUUAGGGCAGCUUUCAUGCAUAAUUAAGUUAGGAUUGCAUUUGGAGCUGGUUGAGUCAUUUGUAAAUUGUACUUUGUUAAUUUAUCAAAUCUUCAUCUUUUUAUAUACAUAUAAUGUAUAACUACUACAAAUAUUCAACUUAAAAUAUGUCUUUGUGGUGCAUUAUUAGGUUGCUGACAGAAAAACAACAAUAUUAUACUAUACUCAAACCAGAAAAGUUGAGCAUUCUGUCUUGGAGCAGCUCUUGCUAUUUACAUUUAUUUUUCCUCACACAUUGAACAUUUGCUUGCAGAGUUCUAAUUACAAAUAUAACUUUACACUGACUAUUGAUAUAUACAUAGAUGUAUUUCAAAGUAUGAAUUUUAAUUAUAUAAAUUAUAUUAUUUUUAUACUGUCUGGUAUUUAAUCAGCCACGUUUGAUGACCAUUGAAACAAGGAUUUUAUAUGAAUAUGUUUUUGAUGUUCUUGUUUAAUUGACUGAUUUUUAUGCUCCCCAAAAAUUUAUUUAGGGGGAAGCAUAUAGUCGCAGCUUCAUCUGUCCGUCUCGUUUCCGUCCGUGCACAAUUUUUGUCCGGGCUAUUUCUCAGCAACUAAUGACUGCAAUUCAAUGAAACUUUAUGGGAAGCUUCACUACCAAGAGGAGAUGUGCAUAUUAUCAGCCGGUUCUGGUCGGAUGAUUUUUCACAGAGUUAUGGCUGUUUGAAAUUUUCUAUAAAAAAAUAUUGUCCCGCAACUACUGUGCGCUCAAGACAUUUCCUUUUAUCUGAAUAUAUAGUGUAAUACUGUGACCAAAAAAACCUUUGGGGAGCAUGACCAGUCUCCGACGGUUUCUUGUAUAUAUCGUUUGGAAUCAAUAAUCUUCAAGACACUGGGGCUGAAAUGUUUAUAAGAAGUGUUCCACUUUUCGAGCCGCUCAAUUUUAAAACAGGUCUGAGGUCACACUUUAUCUGACACUUUAUGUGAAAGUGGGUCUGAGGACGAACUUUACCAGAUGCUUUAUAAAGAAGUGGGUCUGAGGACGAACUUUAUCAGACGCUUUAUGCGGAAGUGGGUCUGAGGACAAACUUAACCAGAUGCUUUAUGCGGAGGUGGGUCUGAGGAUAAAUUUAUCAGACGCUUUAUGCAGAAGUGGGUCUGAGGACGAACUUUACCAGACGCUUUAUGCGGAAGUGGGUCUGAGCACGAACUUUACCAGACGCUUUAUGUGGAAGUGGGUCUGAGCACGAACUUUUAGACGAUUUAUGCAGAAGUGGGCCUGAGGACCGAACUGAGCAGUGUAGCUCCAGAAAUGUCUCUGCAUAAGUAUAUAUAUGCGCUUUUAAGUUGUGAUUAUGUCCACUAAUGAUAUCAUGAGACCUUGCAUGACUAAAGCAAACAUAUAAAAUAUCUAUACAACGAA